AUCAGACAACUAACAAGCAUGAUAACAAUUCCCAUCCGAGCAAGCGCGGUAGCGGGUAUCGACAACUAUGUCUAAUUUCCUAUCGGCUGUGGCCGUUGACCCAGCCUUUGCCACAACAUAUGCCGACUGCACUAACACCACUGUCGGGUAUUGUACCACUCCGCCCAAGUACCAGUACGCGAGCUCAGCGUUCAUCAUGGGCCCCAUCGGGGAUAUCUCCGACAUGUUCGCCGAUAUGUAUUUCUGGUCCGACUCGGAGAAUCGCCUAGUCACCGAGUAUUUCCUUCAUAAUCCUGACAAGGUAGCUCUCGACUACGCUGGCGUCCUGGUGCUUUCCCUUAACAACAUGAAACUGGACGCGGGCAUCCCCGUCACAGUGCAAAGCGCCUCGGGCACGAAAUCUUUCCUGAACGCGAUAACCAAUUCUGCUGUGUGCUUCGUGCACGGCAGCGGGAAUUCGUUCGGCGCCCUUAAGGUGCUUGCACAGGAGCUGCUCGCGUGAGAGCGCAGUCCCGAGGUACAUGUUUCAGAGAGCACACGCGGGUGUCCCGCCAAUUUGCCCCGGCUGCCGCUGUUUAGCCGUACCUUUGCAUUCUUGGCAUCUCCUAGGAAAAAGGCUUGGCCACAGUUGGAGAAGAAUGCACCUUUCAAGCUGGGAGUGGCUUGCAUGAAGGGCUGCGCUGGAGGAGGCCUGGGGGAUCCCACCAUGCAGCGCCGAGGGGCCUGCUCCGACCCCACUCGAGACGCAAUUGGGGCCAUUUGACUAGGGGCGACGACUGGCAGCACUUCGUUCUUAUGCUUGUACAAGGCUCGCUGUCGGUUUCAUCGCGAACUUACGAACAACUCGGGGAAGAUCCGCAUCUUGGUUCUCGUCAUGUUUGGGCGUCUCAGGCUGAGCGACAG
This is a messenger RNA of Prorocentrum cordatum, 903 nucleotides long. NCBI's taxonomy places the organism in Eukaryota, Dinophyceae, Prorocentrales, Prorocentraceae. The record is from the annotation of a GenBank genome assembly.